Scophthalmus maximus (turbot) is the source of this 3702-nucleotide messenger RNA. It is a transcript of the gene marchf7, whose product is annotated as membrane-associated ring finger (C3HC4) 7. Gene Ontology annotation, molecular function: zinc ion binding. Lineage: Eukaryota; Metazoa; Chordata; Actinopteri; Pleuronectiformes; Scophthalmidae. The record is from RefSeq and is a predicted model, not a curated record. The transcript has 11 exons. The coding region runs from base 495 to 3107 and encodes 870 amino acids.
CCCUUAUCUCGAUGCCCCGGAGCAGUUUAGCCAGCUCAGCAUAUCAAGUUAUUUACUUAAGAGGAGAACCAUCUUCGUUGGAACAGGAACAAAAACAAACAGAGUUUUAACCUGAAGUUAUAACCGCAGAUCCCGCUGCUUCGUAGCACACAGGCCCCUCUGCGUUAUGUACUGUUGCUGCCAACUAUCGCAACACAACACACAAUUCAACACAACGCCCAAACAAACCCACACUUCUAAAAACCUUCGGAUCCGAUUUCGAAGCAGUCACGUUGGCUUGUGUGUGUGUGUGAGAGAGAGAAACGAAGCUGCAUACGUCAUUGGUCACGUGGCUCCAAUUGAACGAAUCCAGCUCCGAUUCAAAGCUUCACUGAAAAUCGUUUCGGGUUGUUUUUUCCUGCGGACACGCGCCUCGGAGCUUCGGUGUCACGGGCGCACACAUCAGUAGCCGCAGCGAGAGAAACGCUCGGAUCCAAGGUUCAAAAUAAUCCACGAUGGACUCCAGGUCUCGCCGGCUUCCCUUUUGUCUGUCCAGCCCCCGGUCGUCCUACACGUCGUCCAUUCCGACGGUCUCGUCCUCGUCACUGGGCUCCAGCAGGUUGUACAGUCGGGAGACGACGCUGAGCAGUGACCGCUUCCCGAGGGCUUCAUCAACAUACAAAGCGGACUUGGACCAACAGAAUUCUCGUCUCCUGAGCUCAACCAGAGACUAUGGCGGCUCUGACAGUCGGUCCUCUAACUGGAAGUUACCCACUUCUCUGACGUCCUCCGGCCGAUCGUAUGAUCGCCCCUGGACUGAAUCCUCCCUGAGCAGCCGAAGCAAACUGACUGACUCUGAGGGGAGGUUGGGGAUGAGCUCGGGUCUGUUGAACGCCAGCGAUGAUGGCGAUUCUAAAAGGGCCAAACUGUCGUACAGCAACAGGGGACUGUCCACAAGAACGCCCAGCGCCUUGGUUACAGCAUCCACCUAUACCAGUAAAGGACUCGGCAGUGGCAGAGGUAUAGGAGGUAUAGGUGAAAAACAAAAUUACACGAUCGAUUCGUCAUGGAGCUCGUGCCGUUUGCUCUCACUUUCGUCAUCUUCCUCCACAAAAUCGCUGUUGUCCAGGAGAGAGCAGGAGUCGAAGUAUGAGCCCUCAAGUCUCUCCAGUUUGGGAGACAGAAGAUUUCGGACUCCUGGAGUGUCUUCCUCACUGUACCAGACAGACAGGUUGACUUCCACGUAUGCACAGGGAGCUCGGCCUAAAGAGUCCGCCUACUCUUCCUCGUCCUCCGCUGCCAGAGAAAGCUCCCUGAGUCACCACCUCUCAUCCUCCACUCCCCACCGUUCGUCUCCCCUGGUGCGUGACUUGAGCAGCAGGACCCCGACCCGUUUUGUGAGCAGCUCAUCAAGCCUCCGCUCUUCUCCAGUACAAACCAGAAAGGUCGUGUCCUCCUCCGACACCUGCUCUUCUUACUCCUCCCACACCCCGAGGUACAGCGCUCCCCCCGUCAGGCCAGAGGCUACGCUCCCACCGAGGCCGGCCCCAGAAGGUGGAGAGUCGGAGGGCCGUCGCUCCACGCGGCGCCUUUUGUCCCGGUUAUUUUCACGGCGCUCCAGCCAAGACUCGUCCAGUGGAUCUUCCAGCGUUCGCUCCCUUGAUGAUGACAGUCCAUCGACUGGAGGGGAGUCUGUAGAUGGCGACGAGGUCGCCGGGCUCUCCGUUGUGGACCCUGAUGCUCGACGGUCUGAGACAACCUCGGAUGGCCUCAGAAAUCUUAAAGCGGAUCUCGCCCCUAUUCAGGAAGGGACCAGCGAUGGCUAUCGCAGCGGCCUGUCCGGGUCCAGAAUGACCUCGUGGAGAGAGCCCGGUGUCGGCAGCAGUAACAGCAGCAGCAGUGGCGUAAGCACCGGCCCCUCCUGGCUCUCCUCUUCUCGGUCGGAGACGACCUUGGAUGGCCUCAGAAAUCGCCGAGCAGACCUCGCCCCGAUUCAGGAAGGCAACAGCGAUGGCUAUCGCAGCGGUCUGUCAGGGUCCAGAAUGGCCUCGUGGAGAGAGCCCGGUGUCGGCAGCAGUAACGGCACCAGCAGCAGCGGCGGAGGCACCAGCUCGUCCUGGCUCUCCUCUUCCCUCCUAGGCCGCUGCCCUCCCUUGCUCUCACGCCUCCGGCGUCAUGCAAGCAACGGGAGUGCGCACACCGCUGCGGCCUCACAAGAAUGCCUCAGCCGCCCACAGCAUUUACUGAGGAGGUGGGACGGUGUUGAACACAAAACAUCACAGGAAGAUGAGGAUGAUGAUGAUGAUGAGGAGGAAGAUGAUGAUGAUGAGGAGGAGGAGGACGACGACGACGACGACAGCGAAGAAGAAGAAGGAGCAGUCGGCUUAGACGCCUUCGGAGUCCGUCGACCCUGCCGACUCGAGGACGAAGCGUUACCUGAACGUGAAGAUGGUUCAGUCGCGUUUCCGUCUCACCGCAGGGCCGGAGUGUACGAGAGCAUUUCAGCUGCUAUGGCUCAGUUGAGCAGUUUGGAAAACCAGCUGGACGUCCCCAAGGAGAAACCCGCCGCCAGCAGAGACCAAGAGAAGCUGCGUAAGAUCAAGGAGAGACUGCUCCUGGAGGAAUCUGACGAGGAGGAGGGCGACCUGUGCCGUAUCUGCCAGAUGGGGGAGGAAUCAGCCUCCAACCCGUUGAUCCAGCCGUGCCGCUGCACAGGCAGUCUGCAGUACGUCCACCAGGACUGCAUCAAGAGGUGGCUUCGCUCCAAAAUUGGCUCAGGCACAAACCUCGAGGCCAUCACGACAUGUGAACUCUGCAAGGAGAAGCUGCGCUUGGACAUAGACAACUUCGACAUUCAGGAGUUAUACAGGACACACGUGCAGGUGAAGUCAGAAUACGAUGACUUCAUCAGCAGCGGUCUCUAUCUGGUGGUGCUGCUGCACUUCUGUGAGCAGAGGUUCUCCGAUGUCCUGGGAGCAGUCGAUGCAGCUGGGUUGUUCAACCUGGUGAGAAUCCUUCACGACCACAUGGACGAUCUUGAAAGUUCUCAGAGUGAUGGGGAGGUGCCGGACAUCAGACCGUCCAUUGAGUUCUCCGACCUGGACGACGACCUUGAAGAGGAUUACUGAUUAUGUGAACGUGGCUGAAUGAGGGUUAGAAAACAACAACAAAACAAAAGUGGGUCAGAUUAUUUUCAAGUUGGAGGGCUAUUCCAUACCACAUGGUAGCUCACUCACAUUUUCACACACGUCACAUCAUCAUCAUCAUGUUCAUCAGAAAAAAAAGAUUGCAAGUGAGAAAUGCCAAGUGCACAGAACACGUCUCUUGCCUUCGUCGCAGGUGUUUUUUUGUUUUUUUGCAAAUAUGCAAACUUGAAACAAACUAGUGCGUAAAACCUUCUGUCUGACACCACUGUAUCAUGAGCGUGCACUUUAUUCAGUUCUGAUCGAAUCAAAAUGCAAGUCUUUUUAUCUGUUAUACCACAAGUGCUUUAAUAUUGAAAUUAGGCAGAAAUAGUGAAGUUGAGUUUUGAUGGUGAGAUGGAAAAAAAGAAGUGGUGAUUAUUAAAUUUGUUGUCAGUUUUCCUGAUUAUUCCCACUGACACUGUAAAAAAGAAAGGACUUGCAACAAUUUUUCUUCAUCUUUGUUUGUGUCUGAUAUGCUUUAUGUAUGUACAAAUCUAGUUUCAUGCUUUAAAUUUUGGGAAUAAAUAUUGAAUGCAUA